AGAAGAACGUUGUGGAUGCAUGCAGGAUUUAAAAGUGUGGAAUUAGCAGGGGACAUCAGUAGCUGUCUGUGUGGACAGACUGAGAAGGACGUAACCAUGGAAUUUCCUUUUAUGCUCCAGGUGCUUGGUACACCCUGUCAGGUAUCUAAUACAAAGCAAGAACCAACAGCCACCAUGUCUAGCAAAAGAGCAAAGACAAAGACCACCAAGAAGCGCCCUCAGCGCGCCACUUCCAAUGUAUUUGCGAUGUUCGAUCAGUCGCAGAUCCAGGAGUUCAAGGAGGCCUUCAACAUGAUCGACCAGAACAGGGAUGGCUUCAUUGACAAAGAGGACCUGCACGACAUGCUCGCCUCCCUUGGAAAGAAUCCAACAGAUGAAUACCUGGAUGCCAUGAUGAAUGAGGCUCCAGGCCCCAUCAACUUCACCAUGUUCCUCACCAUGUUUGGUGAGAAGUUAAAUGGCACUGACCCAGAGGAUGUAAUCAGGAAUGCUUUUGCUUGCUUUGAUGAAGAAGCAACAGGGUUCAUCCAAGAAGACUACCUGCGGGAGCUGCUGACCACGAUGGGAGACAGGUUCACGGAUGAGGAGGUGGAUGAGCUGUACAGAGAGGCCCCCAUCGACAAAAAGGGCAAUUUCAACUACAUCGAAUUCACGCGCAUCCUCAAACACGGAGCAAAAGACAAGGAUGACUGAGCAAGUCCCUGGAUACCUGCACAUUAUUUCUACAUUCAUGUUUCUUGAUAAUGGUUUCUUUCUGAUAGAACUUGUUGCAUGCAUUUAGCUCAAAAGCUUUUGUCUUUUUCAAUAUAUUUAUCUAUUCCAGGCCAUUUAGGCAUAUUUGCACCUGUAAUCAGACUGGAAGCAGGAAAAAUAUUUUGAGGGAAAAGCUACAGGAAAAUUAUUCCCUGGAGUUGAUAGUCCAGGCAAAUAAUCUCAAUAUUUCUGGUUUUGCUGGAUUUUUACAUUUUUGUAAUAAAUGACAUUUUGAAAUAAAGAUUGCUGUAUAGAUAAAAUACCUCAAAA
Passer domesticus (house sparrow) is the source of this 1023-nucleotide messenger RNA. Its product is annotated as myosin regulatory light chain 2, smooth muscle minor isoform. NCBI's taxonomy places the organism in Eukaryota, Metazoa, Chordata, Aves, Passeriformes, Passeridae. Bases 16 to 693 code for a protein of 225 amino acids. Gene Ontology annotation, molecular function: calcium ion binding. The record is from RefSeq and is a predicted model, not a curated record. The transcript is spliced from 4 exons. Gene Ontology annotation, biological process: platelet aggregation. Gene Ontology annotation, cellular component: cytoplasm.